GUGAACGAAAAGGCAAGAACCACAGUCUAUCGUGCAAUCAUCGAAUGCCUCAUAAGGAACCGCGAAUGGUAUGAUGCUUACCCGUCGUCCGUCUACGAAUGGAAAGACUUAUUGAACCGGAAUCUUCCAUGGAGCUGGCGCCUUUUGGACAAAGAAAAAGAAUCAGAAAAGGAAGAGCCCGCUAGUAGCCAAGAGGCCGAGUUGGUUUUCAAGGAUGAACUUGGCUCCUACGUUAUGGUGAAUUUGUUAACGUUCGAUGGAAGGGAGUUGAGCUUGACGAAUGGGUAUGAUGCUCCUCAGUGGCUAGUGAUGAAACCGAUUUACUGCAUUGCAAUUGGCGUGACGAAAGAAGUGCGAGUAGCGUGUGACUCUUUCAUAAGCCAUGGUGCAAAUUAUGUGGAAUUUGUUCGUCAGAAGUUGCGUGGAAAGGCUGUGAUUGAUGUGGACCUAUUGCAAGAACGGAUAACAGUGGUUGGGGAGGAAGCUGAACUGGCGAGGAAGAAACUGCAGUAUUUCGCGGCCAAUAGGUGGGUUUCUGAAAUGUUGUGGUUCAUGUAG
Messenger RNA from Ostertagia ostertagi, 558 nucleotides. The record is from the annotation of a GenBank genome assembly. NCBI's taxonomy places the organism in Eukaryota, Metazoa, Nematoda, Chromadorea, Rhabditida, Trichostrongylidae.